This is a messenger RNA of Psylliodes chrysocephalus, 1543 nucleotides long. NCBI's taxonomy places the organism in Eukaryota, Metazoa, Arthropoda, Insecta, Coleoptera, Chrysomelidae. The record is from the annotation of a GenBank genome assembly.
CCACCAUACGUCAUGUUAUUUGUCAUUUUCCAUAUGACAUAUGUCAUCACUGUCAUCAGUCAUCCCAUCUAUCAAUAUUGAUUAAUUUUUAAUAUUUUAAUAGGAGUUAUAUUUCUUAUUUUUACUGUAACAUUUUGUUACUACUGCCAAAAAUAAUGUCACGAGAAGCGCAAUUAUUCAAACUAUGCCGAGGAAGUUUCGGACAGGUCCGCAGUAUUCACAGAGCUUCAACUUCUCAAGCAGCUGCAGUCCAAGCCAAGGAAAAACCUGUAAAAAAUAAGGUAUUUUCAAUUUACCGAUGGAACCCUGACAAGUCCGAUCAGAAACCUUAUAUGCAAGAAUACAAUGUAGAUUUGAACGCAUGUGGCCCUAUGGUUUUAGAUGCUCUCAUAAAAAUUAAAAACGAGAUUGAUCCUACGUUGACUUUUAGGCGUUCUUGCCGCGAGGGUAUUUGUGGUUCUUGUGCUAUGAAUAUUGGUGGGGUUAACACUUUGGCUUGUAUCAGCAAGAUUGACACGUCUGGUAAAUCGACUAAAAUUUACCCUUUGCCACAUAUGUAUGUAGUAAAGGAUCUUGUACCUGAUAUGAACAAUUUUUAUAAUCAAUACAAGUCUAUUGAACCAUGGCUACAACGAAAGGACGAUACUGUGAAGAAAAAUACUGAGUAUCUACAAAGCGUGGAAGAUAGGCAAAAAUUGGAUGGCUUAUAUGAAUGUAUCUUAUGUGCAUGUUGCUCUACGUCUUGUCCAAGCUACUGGUGGAACGGAGACAAAUAUUUGGGACCAGCAGUACUCAUGCAGGCUUAUCGUUGGAUUAUUGAUUCAAGAGAUGAAGCUACAACCAAAAGAUUGGAUAAAAUGAGAGACCCAUUCUCUGCUUUUAGAUGUCAUACUAUUAUGAACUGUACCAGAACUUGUCCAAAGGGUUUGAAUCCAGGUAGAGCAAUUGCUGAAAUUAAAAAACUUUUGGGAGGAGUAGCUAAAAAAGAAGAACCUCAUCUUAAAGCUGUUGCUUAAUUAUCAGUCAAAAAAAAGAGUAAUUUACUUGUCGAAAAAUUUAUAAAAAUAUUAGUCUUUUAAUUACAUAUUUGAUGCACAUUACUUGUGAUAAAAAUGUGACAUUAAAGCAACUGUAUCUUUGUUGUUUCUAAUAACUAAUUAGGUAACUUCAGUAUUUUUUUUUUCUUUAGGUCUUUAUAAGCAUAAAAAUUAUAUUAAAACUCUUGUACAUUUCAGACUUUUUACUGAUGCUUGUUUCUUAAUUUAACUCUAAUUUUUAUUUUUAGUAUUAAUAGUACCAGUUAUAUUUUUUUUCAAUUUAAAUUCCUCUAGUAAAUAGUCUCUAAAAAUAACUAACCUUGAAAAUUAUAAAUGUUUUCAAUUAUUUGCACUAAACAGCAUGAAAGGUAUGCACAGUUGUCACUCAAAAAAAGACCAGCAGUUUUAUGUAAAAGGCUAAAAUGUACGAGUUCUUUUAGUUCAAUGUUAUUUUUCGAUAUUUAUCUGUCUUGUUAUUUAAUUGGAUAAAAUAAAAUAUUUUGUUU